AUGACCAGAACAGGCACAGGCACAAGUACAGGUACAGGUGCCUCAUCUACAACGUCGACGACAAAUCAACAAGUUGUUGCUGCUGCUGCUGCUGAUAUGUAUGUUGAUGUGCUGUUUAGUCCCAAUAUCCAAUCACAACUCUUUGGGGUCCACCAAACCUCCAAUCUGCUGCCAAAAAUGAUGCUGUUAUCGUCCCCCAUGAUGGGUUCGAACCCUGGUCAUCAUAUCAAGGUUAAGCCACCAUAUUCUCGUAACAAAAAUAUGAAUGAACCAGGAUAUGUUUUUACUCCCUCACUGCCAAACUACACCAAUAGCAAGUUAGCAGAUGGUAAAUCUCCAGCUCUUGGAAACUCAGCCUUAUUAUGUGGUGACUUGCCUUUAACAGAUGCUGAUUUGGCAGUGUUGGAUUCAAUUCCAAUCGAUAAUCCAGUAUCUGAAAGUACUUUAUGGAAUUCAGAUGGUAAUGGGAAUUAUAUAACUGAUAUUGGUCCUCUGCAAUUGAUUCAAUAUCAUUCUUAUGCUCCUAAUCAGUUUCGAACAUAUCAAAUGCCAUUAGUUGGGUCUCCUAUAACUGUUUCGUCGGAAACUAAUUCUGCUUUUAAUAGUGGUUUAGAUAUUUCAGAAAUUCAGAAGUACGAACCAAUGGAAUCCCGUUCCAUCCCUUCCUUACCUUCUCAAUCUUUCUCUCAUAGUUCCUCCCAAAAUGGUGCUAGAGUAAACAUCAAUUCAGAACCCAAUAAGGAUUUACAAAAUGUACCUUUCAAUCACCAAUCCCCCCCACCAAAUAGCAACCAAGGUCAAGGAAAUAUGUUAGAGUUUGACCCUUCUAAGUACACCAAUACGGUUGGCCCAAACACUAGCGUCGUGACUUCAGAUCAGUAUCAAGUUCUUUCUUCAAGACCAAGUGGUGUGAUUUCUCAUAACACUACUAACCAAACUUCUCCCCAGUUCUCUCCAGUGGCAGGCUCACAAAGACAAUCAUCCAUAUCAUCACUUCCUAUAGAUCAAUUAAACUUGUUGAGCAUCCAAGCUUCAAAAUCCCCUUCUCCAAAUGAUUACGUGUUUUCCUCUGGCCAAGUUGCAAUUCCAAAUUCAAGUAAUGGCAAUAAUAACUCCAAUAGUGUUACUACCAACUCCAAUACCAACACUAGUACCAAUACAACCCCUAAUCCUAAUACCUACUCUGAUAACACCAUCAACCCCAAAAAAUUAUUCCGUUCCCAUAGACUCAUCUCCACAUCACUUUCAUCUCCAAGUUUAACCACGUUGUUUAAAGAUUCAAUUUAUUCUAUCCAGAAUCAUUACCCUGGAGGUAAAAGAUAUUCACAAGGCAGCAAUAAUCAAGGCAAUCCCAUUGUACUAAAUGCAAAUCAUAAUUCAAACCAACCAAUAUCGUUCCCUGCAAUUUCCAAUUUACCAUUAGUCACUUCAACUAUUCCACAUGGUGUCAAUCCGUCAUCACGCUCAAGCUCAACUUCUGCAAGCUCUUCUACCACAGUUGGAACAACAGAUACUGCAAUAACAGAGAUCAUCCCACCUGCGUCACUUAACAUGAAUGAUGAAUGUUUCAACGCUAUCAGUUAUUGGUUAAAUAAUAGCGAUAACGAUGAGAAUAAUAUGAUUCAUAAUCCAACUGGAGUGAUGAUGAAUCGUAAUCUGACACUAAAUAAUGGAAUGGGUCAGAAUUAUUCUGGACUCAGCAAUUCCACCAAUACAAAGCAACGUCGGAAUUCUAUUCAAUCUUCGAACCCCUCCAAUUAUAUCAACCAUAAUUGGUAUAUUCUGAAACGAAAACGUAGAAAGUCAUCUACCAAUGGAAAUGGUAUGGAAGAUCGUCAGCAGGUGAAAGACUUGCUUCUUUCUCUGCAACAGAACUUGCAAACACAUCCUCAAACUUCUGAAGAAAAUGAGGAGUCUAGUAUUUUCAUCUCCAAUGGAGUUGUUUCUAAUGUUGCCAACGGCAACUCAUUUGAACUGAAUUCCUUUCCUAUCACUAAUCAUCAGAGAUCCAACUCACUUAACAACCCCAACUUGAACACUUAUUUGAUUGAAGAACAAGAUGGAGAAGGUAUUACAAUGGCAAUUGACUCACCACAACCUCAUAUACCGAAUGAAAAUGAAAUCGAUGCAAAUGCUUUGUCCUCAAACCAAACAACUGAUAUGAUACCACCUAGAGCAUCAUUGAAUGGAGUUAAUGGCAAUCCAGGAUAUGCAAAGACCAUUUCCAAAGGGGCUACGCGUGCAACAAAAUCAGACUCAAAAGAUAAUUAUAAACCUGUUGUAGGUGGUGUACUUGAAAAGCAGGCUAUUCAAUUAGAAAUCACCAAUUCAGCAACAAAUACAACUACCACAGUUACGGUUAUACCUCAUGGAUCUGGCGACAACAUUAUAUUUGGAUGUCCACUGUGUGAUAAGCAAUUCAAAAGAUCAGAGCAUUUGAAGAGACACCACCGUAGUGUUCACUCAAAUAUCAGACCUUUCCAUUGCACAUUCUGUGAAAAGAAGUUUAGCAGACUGGACAAUUUGGCUCAGCAUUUGAAGACUCAUUACAAAAUGGGAGCUAACAGUGGACCAGGAGGUCGUAGACGUAAGGAAUCAGUUUGA
Molecule: messenger RNA, 2604 nt
Organism: Lizanozyma spartinae
Lineage: Eukaryota; Fungi; Ascomycota; Pichiomycetes; Serinales; Debaryomycetaceae
Gene: MSN4
Product: stress-responsive transcriptional activator
Exons: 2
Coding region: 1-2604 (867 amino acids)
Biological process (GO): regulation of DNA-templated transcription
Molecular function (GO): DNA-binding transcription factor activity, RNA polymerase II-specific; RNA polymerase II cis-regulatory region sequence-specific DNA binding
Source: RefSeq, a predicted model, not a curated record